AUGCAGAAUCUGUUUUCACUUGGAGACCUCGAAGAUGCAGACAACGACAAAGGUUCCUGGUCUCUUUGCGAGUACUUUCUUUGUCUCGCGACACAGUGCCCCACGGUUGUGUUUGAUCUGGCAAUGGCUCAACGCUUUAUCAAAACUGAUGAAAAGUCGCCUCGCUUUUGGGAAUUCGCGCUCGUGUUCGACCCAACAUUAAUUGUUCAACGCGCCAAGCCGUUGACGUGGAUGUGGCUAGCGGCAGCCGAAUUCUUUGCCCAUCCUUGGACUGGCCCUGCGAUUAUUCCUCCCAUUGUGGAGGAAUUUGAGCGACUAGAACGAGAGUCAAAAAUAUCCAAAGCUCAGUCCAAGUCUAAGAAGCGCCCUGCAUCUACUCCAGAGAACCCAAAAGGUGCGAAGGCCCACGAUUCGCGCCCAUCUCCCUCUGUCCAGAUGCAAACGGAACUGACGCCACCACAGGGUCGGUCCACUCCCUACCAAGAAACUCCACCUUUGGAUGCCACUCCUCCUCGCCAACAAGUGGUCAUGUCUGACGCUCUUCACGUCAUUGCUGGCACCCCAACAGGAACACAGGAAGCCAGUCUUCCAGCUGAUGACGUCGCGGUAGCCAACACCCACCGUGGGAGGACCAGUGCGGAACAUGGAGCAGAGGAACACAAUAGUGCCCCGACCUACAGGGACACUGUUGCCGCUCUCCCCGCUCCCACGGUUCCUCUCACCACCGACGAACGAUUGAUGCGCCUUCUCGCUGUCCAUUGGAAUGCAUC
Cylindrotheca closterium is the source of this 770-nucleotide messenger RNA. Lineage: Eukaryota; Bacillariophyta; Bacillariophyceae; Bacillariales; Bacillariaceae. The record is from the annotation of a GenBank genome assembly.